CAUGGGGUCGACCAAGUUUACAAAUCCAUAUGCUAUUGAAGUAAUCCGGAGUAGAAGGAAAGAGCUGGUAGGUGGCAUCGACAACACCGAAGACUUACUGGAACUUCUAGUCUCUAAUGGAGUCCUCCUACCUGAGAACAGAGUUCUUGUGUCAAGAAUUACAGCACAAGAGGAAAAGAACUCCAAAAUGCUUAACCUCCUGGUGUCACGAGGGGAACGAGCAUGUCGCAUCUUCUUCUACCCCUGCCUGAAGAGUGCUCAACCUGAGCUCUACCAGAAUAUAAAAACCUAUGUGAGCCAGCUGGAUGAAAACAUUAAGGAUACACGAAGGCAGUUGAUCGGAUAUCUGAUAGAAAAGGAUAGACAAUGGCCAGUUAAAAAGAUUCAGGACCCCUCUGAGAACCUACUGAAGACAGAAGAUGAGCAUAAAUCAAAAAAGACAGAGUCUCCUUCUGCAUCAGAUGAGUUAAAAAAGAGCUUUGUAAGACCUGAAGAAUCAUUAAAUACAAUUUUCAAAGCGGUGUCCUCUGGUAAUCUGUUUCUAUUUCAGGAACUUAUAAGAAGCAUAAAUAUCAAUGACACAAAUGCAUCCUUUGGUACCAUCCUACACCUCGCUGCAGAACACGGCCAGGUGUCAAUUAUAAACUUUUUGCUUCAUCGAGGAGCGAAACUGGAUUUGAGGGAUCACUUAGGUCGCACUGCUCUCCACAAGGCAUCAGAGAACGGGCACAUGGCAGCUGUAGUGGCUCUUGUAAGGGCUGGAGCUGAUAUCUAUGCCACAGACCAAGCGUCUAAAACCCCCCAGCACCUAGCGGCACAAAAUGGGCAUGAUGAUGCAGUCAGAGCACUUCUCCUGGAGGAAAGAAGAAGCUUUAAGAACCAGACAACAUUCCUUCACAUGGCGGCAGUAGACGAUGACUCUGUGCUGGCAGAAAUCUUACUGAGAAAUGGUUCCUCAGUAGACACGCGAGAUUCCCAGAGGAAGACAGCACUGUUUUAUGCCAUUAGCCGAGGAAAUGAAAAAACAGCUGCUGUGCUCCUUCAAGCUGGAGCUCAGGUAGAUUGUGAGAUUAUCGAUGCUGCAUUCGAGCUAAACAGAAAGACUGUGCUGUCUCUGAUUCUGAGGAACCAUAAGACAGCAAUGUCUCAAAACGAAGUCAAAUCUAUUCUGUUCAAAGCAGUACAGAGGAACUUGGAUGGAGUUGUGACUGCUCUUGUCGAGAAUGGAGUUGAUGUUAAUGUUUGCAAUGACCUGGGUUACACACCGCUGCUCCUAGCCAUCGAGCUGAGCAAUUUGGAGGUGUUUAAAGUGUUGGUCUCAAAUAAAGCCCAGCUGGAUACAAGGCUGCCUAAUCAGAUGUCUGCUCUUCACCUGGCCAUCCAGAGUGGCAGUAUGCCAAUAACAGAGAUAUUACUAGAUAUGGGCAUGGACCCCAACAUAAUUGGCCACAAGGAGCAGACACCUCUUCAUCUUAGUGCCUUACACAACCAACCUGCUCUGAUGGCCCUGUUGCUCAACAAAGGUGUUCAAAUUAAUGCAGCGACUCAGGAUGGAUUCACUGCCCUACAUCUUGCAUGCCAGAGUGGACACAAAGAGGCUGUGGCCCAGUUGCUAGAAAGAAAGGCAGACCUCCAUGCACAGGACAGACAGGCUAGGACGGCGUUACACUGGGCAGCUGCUCAAGGUGACGUAGGCAUUGUAAAGCUGCUUCUUUUUGAUGGAUCCAAUGCCAAUGCUGUUGAGAAAGACAAAAAGACUCCAUUACACCUGGCGGCAACGGCAGGACACGCUCAGAUCGUCUCAACCCUGCUUACUGCAAAGGCAAAAAUUGCAGCAAAAGAUAUGGAUGGCUGUACAGCUCUGCACUAUGCUGCCAGGAAUGGGCACGUACAUGUGGCAGCUGCUCUUCUCACCUCAGGUAGGAGUAAAAAAGUGGAUGAGAGGAACGUUUGGAGGAGGACACCUCUACAUUUGGCUGCAGAACACGGGCAAGAGCUCGUGGUUGAACUGCUGCUGGAAACACAUGCCAAGAUCAAUGCCGCUGACAAUAAUAAAGACACACCGUUGCACUGGGCUUGUCGAUCAGGGCAUCUGGGCACGGUGCAAAGACUGCUGAACUGGACUCAUGGGGAGAAGGUAAACCUCCAGGCUACUAACAAUGUGAGGAAAACACCCCUGCAGGUGGCAGAAGCUAAGGAUUCUUCAAACCACCAGGGCAUUGUUAUGCUGCUCAAGAGAAAGAUGUUUCUUAUUAAAUAA
This is a messenger RNA of Clarias gariepinus (North African catfish), 2260 nucleotides long. It is a transcript of the gene caiap, whose product is annotated as CARD- and ANK-containing Inflammasome Adaptor Protein. Lineage: Eukaryota; Metazoa; Chordata; Actinopteri; Siluriformes; Clariidae. The transcript has 2 exons. The record is from RefSeq and is a predicted model, not a curated record. Gene Ontology annotation, molecular function: protein binding. Bases 2 to 2260 code for a protein of 752 amino acids. Gene Ontology annotation, biological process: regulation of apoptotic process.